This is a messenger RNA of Chara braunii, 3577 nucleotides long. NCBI's taxonomy places the organism in Eukaryota, Viridiplantae, Streptophyta, Charophyceae, Charales, Characeae. The record is from the annotation of a GenBank genome assembly.
CGCUGGCUUGUGUGGUGCCGGACCAAUGCGCUCGACAACGGGUCGUCGUCGACAACGUCUUCCGACUCGUCGACGACAGCGGCGACAUCAUCGCCAUACCCACCAUCGCAGUCGAGACGACGAUCCGAAUCUGACGACACGUUUCACCAUCGCCGCAGAGAUCUUGACUUCGCGAGUGAUCAAGCUUGAAGUGGGUGUGUCGUGCGUCAUGUCGUCCCGCGGUUCUGGACGCGGCAAGUCCGCCACCAACCUGGCAGUGGAAGCGGCUGCCCGGGAGAAAAAGGGUCGCCACGUCGUGAACAAGAAAAGGAAGCUCUUCCAAGGCGGCUCCUCACUUGCAAGGUAUGUCGAGGAUGAAGAGUGGGUGCCGGAGGGGGUGGCGUCGCAGGUGGAAAGCGACUUCGAGGAAAAGGAAGUGUCGUUCAAGCGGAAGUCCUCGAGGCGGGGAAGUGGAGGCCUCCGGAUCGAGGACGUUGGCGAAAGACGAGGCGAAGGAGGCCGCACAAUAAUGGAAGACGUCAUCGACGUCGACCCCGCGACGACAUCCAGGCAGGGCGGGAGGACUGCCGUCACACAACAAAAUCGCGCACCCAUGCCACGUGUGAAUGACGGCCAGGCCGCUCGAGAGGGUGUCGUCCGCGCACGGACACCAACAACCCCACGGGCGACAACGGCUACAGAUGUUGGUGUGAACGUGCAAGCCAUCGCUCAGGGGAACAAGAGCCGCUCUCCUGCGCUGGAGAUGCGCAGCGGGGCCACAGCGGCGGGGGCUUCACAAGCGGCUGAAGGAGUGAGGGCAGGCGGGGCCAAGGCAGGGGGGUGUCCACAGGCUGGGGAAGGGGUGAGGGCAGGUGAUGUCGUCGGACCAGGUGAGGACGACGAAGUGCUGGUGAACAAGGUGCGUCAGCGGUAUACGUGGGACGAAAUCGAGGCAGUGUCGAAGCUGUGGGUGGACGACCUCCGCUUCUGGAACGAAACGGAAGGGAACGACAUAGUGAAGUUGAUACAGGAAACGCGUUUGUGCUUCGGCCGGCUCGGUUGGGAGGUGGUGGCGACGUGCUUCAGCCGGCUCGGUGGGGAGGUGGUGGGUAGAUGCUUCGGCCGGCUCGGUGGGGAGGUGUUGGGUAGGUGCUUCGACCGACUCGGUGGGGAGGUGGUUGGUAGGUGCUUCGGCCGGCUUGGUCGGCAGAUGGUGGGUAGGUGCUUCGGCCGGCUUUGUGCGGAGGUGGUGGGUAGAGACUUCGACCGACUCGGUGGGGAGGUGGUGGGUAGGCGCUUCCGCCGGGUCGGUGGGGAGGUGCUUCCGCAGACUCCGUGGAGAGGUGGUGGGUGCUUCGGCCGGCUCGGUGGGGAGAUGAUGGGUAGGUGCUUUGGCCGGCCGGUGGGUAGGUGCUUUGGCCGACUCGGUGGGGAUGGGGUGGGUAGGUGCUUUGGCCGGCUCGGUGGGGAUGUGGUGGGAAGGUGCUUCGGCCAGCUCAGUGGGGAGGUGCUUCGGCUGGCUCGGUGGGGAGGUGGUGGGUGCUUCGGCCGGCUCGGUGAGGAGGUGGUGGGUGGGCGCUUCGGCCAGCUCGGUGGGGAGGUGGUGGGUAGGUCCUUCAGCCGGCUCGGUGGAGAGGUGGCAGGUAGGUGCUUCGCCCGGCUAGGUGGGGAGGUGGUGGUUAGGUGCUUCGGCCGGCUUGAUAGGGAGGUGGUGGGUAGAGACUUUGGCCGGCUCGGUGGGGAGGUGGUGGGGAGGUGGUGGGUAGGUGCUUCGGUCGGGUCGGUGGGGAGGUGCUUCGGCAGGCUUGGUGGGAAGGUGGUGCGUAGGUGCUUCGGCGGGCUCGGUGGGGAGGUUGUGGGUAGGUGCUUGGGCCGGCUCGGUGGCGAGGUGCUUCGGUCGGCUCGGUGGCGAGGUGGUGGGUGCUUUCGCCAGCUCGGUGGGCAGGUGGUGGGUAGGUGCUUUGGCCAGCUCGGUGGGGAGGUGGUGGGUAGGUGCUUCGGCCGGCUCUGUGGGGAGGUGGUAGGUAGGUGCUUUGGCCGGCUCAGUGGGGAUGUGGUGGGUAGGUGCUUCGGCCGGCUCGGUGAGGAGGUGGUGGAUAGGUGCUUCGGCCGGCUCGGUUGGGAGGUGGUGGCGACGUGCUUCGGCCGGCUCGGUGGGGAGGCGGUGGGUAGAUGCUUCGGCCGGCUCGGUGGGGAGGUGUUGGGUAGGUGCUUCGACCGACUCGGUGGGGAGGUGGUUGGUAGGUGCUUCGGCCGGCUUUGUCGGGAGAUGGUGGGUAGGUGCUUCGGCCGGCUUGGUGCGGAGGUGGUGGGUAGAGACUUCGACCGUCUCGGUGGGGAGGUGGUGGGUAGGCGCUUUCGCCGGGUCGGUGGGGAGGUGCUUCGGCAGACUCGGUGGAGAGGUGGUGGGUGCUUCGGCCGGCUCGGUGGGGAGUUCGUGGGUAAGUGCUUCAGCCGCCUCGGUGGGGAGGUGGUGGGUAGGUGCUUUGGCCGGCUCGGUGAGGAGGUGGAGGGUACGUGCUUUGGCCGGCUCGGUGGGGAGGUGGUGGGUAGGUGCUUCGGUCGGCUCGGUGGGGAGGUGGUGGGUAGGUGCUUCGAUCGGCUCGAUGGGGAGGUGCUCCGGCCGGCUCAGUGGGGAGGUGGUGCUUCGGCCAGCUCAGUGGGGAGGUGCUUCGGCUGGCUCGGUUGGGAGGUGGUGGGUAGGUGCUUCGGCCGGGUCGGUGGGGUGGUGCUUCGGCCAGCUCGUUGGGGACGUGAUGGGUUUGUGCUCCGGCUGGCUCGGUGGGGAGGUGCUUCGGCCGGCUCGGUGGGGAGGUGGUGGGUAGGUGCUUCGGCCAGCUCGGUGGGGAGGUGGUGGGUAGGUGCUUCGGCCAGCUCGGUGGCGAGGUGGUGGGUUGGUGCUUUGCUCGGUGGCGAGGUGGUGGGUUGGUGCUUCGGCCGGCUCGGUGGGGAGCUGGUGGGUAGGUACUUCGGCCGGCUCGGUGGGGAGGUGGUGGGUAGGUUCUUCGGCCGGCUCGAAGGGAAGGUGGUGGUUAGGUGCUUCGGCCGGCUCGGUUGGGAGGUGGUGGGGAGGUGCUUCAGCCGGCUCUGUGGGGAGGUGGUGGGUAGGUGCUUUGGCCGGCUUGGUGGGGAUGUGGUGGGUAGGUGCUUCCGCUGGCUCGGUGGGGAGGUGGUGGGUAGGUGCUUCCGCCGGCGUGGUGGGGAGGUGGUCGGUAGGUGCUUCGGCGGGCUCGGUGGGGAGGUGGUGGGUAGAGACUUUGGCCGGCUCGGUGGGGAGGUGGUGGGUAGGCGCUUCGGCCGGGUCGGUGGGGAGCUGCUUCGGCAGGCUCGGUGGGGAGGUGGUGGGUAGGUGCUUCGGCCGGCUCACCGGGUCGGUGGGGUGGUGCUUCGGCCAGCUCGUUGGGGACGUGAUGGGUAUGUGCUCCGGCUGGCCUGGUGGGGAGGUGCUUCGGCCGGCUCGGUGGGGAGGUGGUGGUUUGUGACUAUUGCUGUUUUCUAUUCGGCUUUCCACAAACACUUAGAUAGACAGAAGACGCCAAGAGCUAAAACAGUGAUACAGAAAGCACCAGCUAUACACUAACAAAGAAAACAUAGAGUC